Messenger RNA from Chaetomium globosum CBS 148.51, 636 nucleotides. RefSeq lists its product as uncharacterized. Bases 1 to 636 code for a protein of 211 amino acids. The record is from RefSeq and is a predicted model, not a curated record. NCBI's taxonomy places the organism in Eukaryota, Fungi, Ascomycota, Sordariomycetes, Sordariales, Chaetomiaceae. The transcript has 3 exons.
AUGAAGUUCACAACAUUCGCCGCCCUUUGCCUCGGCGCAGCCCAGGCCCAGGCCGCGCAGUACACUGACUACUUCUUCCGCUAUGCCGGCGGCAACGACAUCAUCAACGGCCAGCGCCUGCGCUCCAACAACUCGAUCGACUUUUUCUCACCCGGCGUAACCCAGCCACCAUACAACCCCGAAGACCAUUUCAUGCGCCUCACCACCAACGCGACCUCGUGCACGCCCCAAGCCAUCCUCACCGUGGUGCCCACCAAGCCGCACCCGCCGCCCGUCCCGGGGUACUACGGGCUGAGCGACCUGGAGGGGAUCGCGGACGCGUACCGGCUGGUGUACACGUACCGGCUGGACGACGCCGGGGCCGGGUUCCAGUACACCGAGUGGCGGCUGCAGCGCACGGGCGAGGCGGGCCGCGUGCUGCUGCGCUAUGCUGGGAAGGGGCCGGAGUGGAAGUGGAUUGCGGUGAGGGAGGCGAGCGCGCCGGGGGGGGUGGAGAAAUGGGUCCCGUGGUAUGUUAAGCGAUCGGAUGCCAACGCUGCGACUCUGGGCGAGUGGGAUAUCGAGGAGGUGGACUUGGAGCUGGUCCAAGCGAAGGGCCCGGUGAACUCGCAAGCGCCAGGGGGCGUUGAGGAAUAG